This is a messenger RNA of Fusarium sp. VM40, 1221 nucleotides long. The record is from the annotation of a GenBank genome assembly. NCBI's taxonomy places the organism in Eukaryota, Fungi, Ascomycota, Sordariomycetes, Hypocreales, Nectriaceae.
AUGAGAAGCUUCAUUCUACAAACGGCACUCAUAGCCGCAACCCUCCUGUCCACCUCCAACGCAUCCCCCAAAGGCCCUGUCGACACUUACAAAAAAUGUCAACGACAAACAAAGCGUGCCACAGAAGGCUGUCCCAAAGGCACCCUGUUCGUCGCUAAAGAUGAUCCCCGGGCAGAUUUCACCUCUAUCCAAGAUGCCAUCGACUCCCUCGGCAACACCACAAUCGCUGGCCACAUUCUGAUUGCCCCCGGCAACUAUACCGAGCAAUUAAACGUCACCCGCCGAGCUCCUCUCCACUUAAUUGGUGCUUCCAAUGCACCUUGGGUAAAGGAACUUUAUGCGGAUAUCGACGUCAACUCGACGGCGCAGAAUGAUGUGCAAAUUUGGUGGAACUCGGCGAAUCGAAAUGACGGCUCUAUGAGUGAUAACGUGUACACGAGCGUUUUGACGGUUGGACCUACCCUUAAUGCUACGUUGACAGGGGCUGGGCCCACGGGGUUUGCAGUGCCUGCCGAUACGCCUUUUGGGUGUACUGACUUCCGGGCGUACAACAUCGAUUUCAGGAAUGACUAUGCGCCGAGAUCUGCGGGGCCGGCGCAUGCUGUUGGAGUCAGCAGAGCCAAUGCAGGCUUCUAUUCGUGUGGAUUCUACAGCUAUCAAGAUACGGUCUAUGUCGGAAAGCUUGGAAAUGCCUUCUUCUACGACAACAUCAUCGCUGGAGAGACAGACUUCCUUUAUGGUUUCGGUACAGCAUGGAUUGAUCGCUCAACACUGUCCCUUCGUAACUGCGGCGGUGGCAUUACGGCAUGGAAAGGUUCGAUUACAUCCUUCACUAACAAAUACGGCGUCUACAUCGACAACACUCAAGUCAUCCCCUCCAACUCCACAAUCGCUACAAACCUAGUUGGAAAGUGCCCCCUUGGCAGACCAUGGAACUCACAGCAUAAGUCCAUCUUUAUGAACUCCUACCUGGAUGCCAUUAUCUUGCCGGCCGGGUAUAUCGAGUGGAGUGUUGCUACGCCACGUGUGGAUAAUUAUACCUUCAUGGCGACGUGGCACGAUCAUGGACCGGGGUAUGAUGUCGAGGCUGAGAAGGCGAGUGGUAUUACCAAGGUUUUGACGGAUAAGGAGGUUAAGCCUUAUAGAUCUCCUGCUGAUGUGUUUCAAACUCCUGAGGGUAAGUUUGGACAUGUUGGUUGGAUUGAUAAGAAGGCGCUGUGA